GACCAAUAAAAAUCGUCCUGCUGUUUCAGAUCUGAUGACUGGUUCCACGGGGUAGCAUCGCCACAAUAAUCCAGUGCAGCAUUGUAGUAAGAAGACCGUGGAUUCGGUUCCGGAUCGCACCCGCCAUGAGCGUUGUUCCUGACACGGUGUCUACUUUCAAACUAGAGCACUGCUGGAGCUGACAAAAGGUGACCCUACUGAACUAAUGGACUUUUAAUGCAUUCACCACUCCACUGACGGCCUCUAAUGAGUCAUCCACAGCGAAAUACAGAAGCCAACGCUGGCGCAGCCGAAUCCUAUGGCGACUCAGCCCCUGGAGAUGGAGACGGAGAAGGAGCAGGGGGAGGGGGAGGAGCUGAUGUUGGCAUCGAUGCUCAUGAAGAUGGUGAGGCGACGGAACUUCGGUUACACUGGCACGUGAUCCUAAUAGCAGCUCUCAUGGACUUUGGCCAAUCGGCUGCCUUCCGGUCAUCAGGCUUCAUCUAUGUGGCGCUGAUGGACCACUUCGACGUCGACCAUGGGACCGCAUCGUGGCCCGUCAGCGUCCUUGGCACUGUCGUCGACGCAGGCGGCAUCCUAGCCGGACCCUUGUGCCAGUGGUUCGGCGCCAAUGUUACGCUCAGAGCCGGAGCACUGGUAACUGCCUUGGGAAUAAUGGCAUCUGUCUUUGCUCCAAAUAUAGCCUGGAUGACCGUCACACUGGGAAUCAUUCAUGGAGCCGGCGCUGGAACCGUGAGCAUGAUGCUGCAGGUGUUCCUCAGCAUGCGCUUCGUCAAGUACCGAGGCACGGCACACGGUAUCAUGUUCAUGGGAUCGAUACUCUCAUCCCUCGUCAUUCCUCAAGUGCUAUUUUUUCUCGAGGACGCCUACGGAUUCGAUGGCUGCUUACUCAUAUUCGGCGCCCUGCUCUUGCACAUGGUUCCCAUAAGCUUUCUCCUUCGCUCUGACUCACCCACAAUCACUUCGCCGCAGUAUGACGCCGGGCAAAAAGCGCUAGUGGAGAGACGUGACGUCAACCUGAACAUCAAGGAGAUUGUUGAGUCUGAGCACCGUUCCCGCACAAGUUCGUCGAGCACAGAGCGAAAACCUGGUGUCCUCGAGAGUGCGGCUCAAGUGCUGCGCCUCCCCAUGUUCUACGUCAUUCUCGUCACGUGGACAGUAAUGUGCUACAACGAGGACAUUUUCUUGACGACUAUAGUGGACUUCGCUGUCGACAAAGGCAUCGCGAAGCAUUUGGCGGUGCCACUGCUCUCAUAUCUAUCCGUAACUGACGCGGUAGGACGCAUCGGCCUUCCACUACUCGCGGAUCGGAACAUUAUUCGGCGAAGUACGCUGGUUGGGUGCAACGCAGCUCUUACUGCGGCUUCCGUCGCCAUUCUACCAGAAGCCAACUCGUAUGCUUUUUUGGUGGUAGCCACCCUGCUUGCUGCCUGUUUCAACGGAUGCGGCAUGACAAUGCAUGGUGUCCUUAUGGCCGACUACAUAGGCAUGGACAACCUUCCCGUUGGAUACGGUGUCGCUGGAAUCCUCGUCAUACCGCUACUGCUGAUCAAACCACUGCUAAUAGGUUAUUUCCGGGACACACUCGGAUCUUACGACGACCUCUACAGAAUGCUAGGAGGAAUGCAGGUCGUUCUCGUUCUUAUGUGGCUGUUCAUAUCGUACCGGGAGCGGCGCAAAGGACCUCCUCAGCAUGCGUCACCUAAUGAGGAAACAAAGAUGCCGAAAUCAAAGGACACAUGCAGCGUGUCAUACAUCAAAGAGUGUCAACACUCAUCGCUGAAUCCCUGCUUUUGUCCAGGGGAAGAGAAGUGCCACUUUUCCAAGGCUUCCCAAGAGAGCAGAAACUCAGAACUGCCAUGGAUUGUGAAUGCGGGCUCGGAACGUUUGUCGAAUUUGGACGUAGCAAAUGGAGGUUGUCAGCGGACAGCGAAGAAGUGUUAUAGCCUAGAAAGCGCGAGAGUUGUGAACAAAAGAAAGCCUGUGGGUGCGCAGCGCGUUUCAAAUUACGGCAGUGUGACCGAUUUCAACAGUGAACAAAAGAUGCUGGGCUCGCUUUGACCUGGACGCACGAAAAACAUUUUACUAAGCAGGAUUCCUAGACAGCGGACCUAGUGUACCAUACACGUAUCGUUUAAAAACUGGAGAAGUUUGGUGAAGAGAAUGGAACGCAAAAGGUAAUUAUGGUUGUGAACGCGGCUUUCUAUUGAUUACAGUGUGACCAGCACUCAUGAGGGCGUUAGGCAUGCCUGCAGGUCAUAUCUUUGCAACCAGCAUAAAAGAUAACUUUUUUUUUGCGGAGACAUAAACAUCACAGCAGGAGUGUGCUUUGAUGUGCUCUUUAGGCAUUGAGGCAAAAGGGGUAACAAAAUUUAUUAAAACCAUUCUUAAGGUUGUCGCUAGCAUCAAAACAGCCUUCAUAAGGAAAAGUUGGCUUUCCAGCAACUGCGUAAUUAAAAAAAACGUUUUCUUAUACUCUUAGCGCUCCAUGUAUAUACAGAAGGAGCAAGUUUUGCACCAGAAUUUGUAGCUGACAAAGUCUGUUUCCUUCACAGUUGAUCGAGAAGGUCAUAGAAGUGUUCAUGUCGCGUUCGUUACCACAAUGCGCCUUUCUGCGAAAAAGAAGUUGCAGGAAAGAGACCAUACGAAUAUUCAACUUAUCCACAGAAAAUAUUUUCCAUUCUUCAUUGUUACGUUCCCCACCUGAUGCAAUUCAUCAGUAGUGACAAACGCACAUUUAGGUAGGGAAUUACUGUGCGAAUACCAAGAAAGGGAGACCACUUGAGAAAGCACAUAGAAAGUAGUGCAAGUGCAGUUAGUAGUCUGUGCUUUUACUAUUUCUAUGUAUCGUCUCGUGUGCUGUUCCUUCCAUUGCAUUCGCGCAGUAAUUACUAGCGAAAUCUUCAGUACUACUUGAUGUAUUUGUACAGCUUGAUGUACAGCUAACAUAUGUUAAACAUUAACGACGCAGAACUACAGAGAAGAAUGCUACACAUAUUUUUUUUCAUUUGAUUUGAAUUAUUUACUCUCAAGAUUAACAUCAUUGGGUGAUAUGGUGUAAUUACAUGAAAUGAGUGGAAAUUUCAGCCUUAAAAUUGCUGUCAUCAAUGACGGAGGCGAAGUCGGUGCCAAGGUGGUUCCAGUCUUGAUUGUGGUUGGUACAAAAGAAUUAAAACAUGUAUUAGUAUAACAAGUACGCACACUUUCCUUGAACCGGUGGUCGUUGCAUGACGAAAUUUAAGUGACUGCUGCGAAGAAUGAGUUACGUAGAAUCGUAAACUACAGCGAAGCUGUUAAGGGCCAGGUUCUCCAGGUACGAGUCCGCAUGUAGAAAAAAAAUAUCAUCAUCAGCAUUGACUCGAGCAUCGUCGUCUUUUUGAGCGCACGGCCCCUCCUCCCUCCAGAUCGGCUGAGCCCCCACUAUCUCCCUUCUCUUGUGCCAGUCGACCUUCUUUUAUGCCGCAUUCCCCCCUGAGUAGAGUUGGGCCCUGCUGCGAGGCUAGCGCGGCAAGCAUGCUGGAAGCUGCGCCUGGCUAGUGUUGAACUCUGCUGGGAGGCUAGCGAGGGAAGGCCGGCGGCGCUCCUUCUUUGCUGGAUGGAUGGAUAGAUGGAUGCUAUGAGCGUCCCCUUUGAAAUGGGGUGUGGGUUGCGCUGCCAAGCAUCCCUCCGCCUCGGCGCCACCUCGUGGAAUCGUAUGAAAACGCCGGGUUGGCGGCGUUUUCAAACUUAUGAUUGGAAAAACGUGUGCGUUAUACCGCGGUUCUCACCAGAUCUUACGUUUGGUUGCUUACGUGACGUAGUCACCCUGGAGACCACGCGAGCGCAUUAGCGCUUGUGUGCGCGUCGCGAAUGGCGUAGUUUUCUCUAAUAAAACGCUAUGACGGUACGGUGAUCGCGACUGUGUACGUUCCCCCUGCAACGCGUACAAAAGACAUCGACACGUGUUUGAAAGACAUGUUCGGUUGGUUGAUGCCCAACGAGGAUACACCGAUUCUCAUCGUGGGGGCAAUAUUGAUUACAGCAGACCCACCAUAGUCACACCUUUGCUGGCUUCCAUCUUCACAGUAGUGGAUGGGGUCUGAAUUUUUUAUGGAAAAUAAAGCGCGAGCAUAUUUAAUUUGAAGUGAAUGAUCAGGCAAAUUAGGAGAUGAUUUUAUUUAUUUUAUGCUUGAAGUGAGCCAAUAAUUGGAUAAGAUUAAACAAACAGAAUGGUUCUGGAUGACUUCGAUGCAGAAGUAUAUCGACUGAACCUAGCAGAAAACGAAAUUCAACUAAACAGCCAAGAGCAGCACUUCAUGAAUCCUUCCAUGAAACACCUGAAGUGGCACGCAUACUGCUAACACCAUACGCUGAAGCAACCAUUCAUGUUCUUUGCUUGAAUUCAGAAGCAAUUACUGCACUCCGCCAUUUAUUUGGCUUUACACGUGCCCUACGCAGACCAACAGGUAAUCCUCACGUUUGACAGAGCAAACGUCCAGUUUCCUGAAAAUAAUUCGGUAAACUUUGUGUCUUUUGUCCCGUUGUAGGAGCGAAAAGGUACCCUUGCAAAUAAUAACAGUGCGCAGAUUAGAGUUUAUACAACCGCCAUAAAGAUUUAAUAAUGUUAUAAAUGUUUUACCUAGAAUCUAACGCUGAAAGAGAAGCAGUAAAUGUAGAAAGGUCUAAACGGUUUUACGUUUUCUGGUACGAACAGCUCUAGUAUUCUUACUGUGAAAAAGUACUUGCAUAUUCCGACGCCAGAUACCACGGUUAUGUCAUAUUACUCUAGCAAAGUCUUAUCUACAGGGAAAUUGUAUUGUAUGUGUAAAACCAAAAAAGGCACUCCCGGAUUGGAAAACAAUGUGGCCAGCACUAUUAGUGACACUGAUAUUAGCGCCAGUGCCAUUUAGGCAUCGUACUUCAAAAAUGACAGCUGAGCAUUCAUUAUGUCGUCUUAUAUUUGGUCUUGUCAUCGGAAUACGUAAAAUUAGUUCGGGAAGAGCAGUCUGCUUUUAUAGACCGGUGAAGUGCUGGUCUUCUUUGGUGUAUGCAUACCUUGUCCUUUGGACAGGUGUCACGUCCAAAAAUGUUGGUGGCUAUUUCGAACCAAUAUAGCCUUACUUUUUUUGUCCGUCUUCUAAGUGUCCUCGUAUUGUGCGCAAUAUUUUAACAACACACACCUUGAGACUUACUGUGGAUAUUUUAUAAACAUGUGUAAGGUCUGCGAAAUUGACAAUAGCAAUAAUGUUAUGCGGUGUCGUAACGUUUGCGAGAAGCCGUACUGCGGAAAUGAAAUGUGUUGUUUAGAAUUUUUUUCUUAUCGCUUAACAGUGUAUUCCCGAUCACAAUCUAUAAAUACUUUCACCCUGGUCUGUGAAGAUGUUCAGGGUUAAAAGAUAACGCAUAGUCCACUACACAGCGUAGUUCGUUGCUUUGGUGUUGAUAUAUUGUAGAUAUAUCUUUUAUAACAAUA
Molecule: messenger RNA, 5452 nt
Organism: Dermacentor silvarum
Lineage: Eukaryota; Metazoa; Arthropoda; Arachnida; Ixodida; Ixodidae
Product: monocarboxylate transporter 9
Exons: 6
Coding region: 247-2061 (604 amino acids)
Biological process (GO): transmembrane transport
Molecular function (GO): monocarboxylic acid transmembrane transporter activity
Source: RefSeq, a predicted model, not a curated record